Staurois parvus is the source of this 352-nucleotide messenger RNA. Lineage: Eukaryota; Metazoa; Chordata; Amphibia; Anura; Ranidae. The record is from the annotation of a GenBank genome assembly.
GAAGCUGCAGGGUGUGUGGAUGCCAAUCAGGGGUGGACUGACAACUCAUGGGGCCCCCGGGCAAUAGGGGAUCAUAGGGCCCCUGUGUCCUCACCCACACUCAAACCACACUCAAAAAAGCCUAUGAAAGGUACCAGGGGCAUCUCAUGGGGCCCCCUACUGACCCAGGGCCCUCGGGCAGUGCCUGAGUUUCCAAAUGGUCAGUCUGCCCCUGGUUCCUAGGGUUCCCACCUCAUCCCUUUAAACCCAAACACAUAUUAAUGACACAGGUUCUGUGGAUGAUUAUGGUGGCUGAUUAAACUCACUUAGUGCCGUGACUGCACUAAUUUAGCCCCCAGAACCUGUGUAAUAA